GGUGGAUGGAGCCGGGCGGGAGCGCGCGCGGGGGAGGGGCGGCGGGUCAGUCUCCGCUGGGCGCUCCGGGGAUCAGCUGGCGGGCGGGCGGGCGCCUAACGCGGCCCCGGCUCUCGCUGCAGCGCCGCCUCCUCUCCGCGUCGCAGGCCGGCCCCGCGGCGGUGACAAUGUUGCAGGACUGGUAGCUGGGCGCCAGCCGCCGAGCCUUCUCAAGUUUAAACUUACGCGAAUCGCUCUCUUGAGGAGGAGGGGACCGCGGCGCGAUUGACACGCAUAUUCCUAUUGGCAUCCUCCCUCAGCCCCCACCCCCACGGCCGGAUUCGGGUGGCUCCUCUCCGAGCUGAAAUCCGAGAAGAAAUCCUUGGAUCUCUUGUUUUCUUAGAAAAAAAAAAAAAAUCCAGAAACCUUCGGUAUUUUGCUUUACUGCUUCCUAUUCUCAAGAUGAAGAAGUUUUUCGACUCCCGGCGAGAGCAGGGCGGCUCUGGCCUGGGCUCUGGCUCCAGCGGAGGUGGGGGCAGCACCUCGGGCCUGGGCAGUGGCUACAUCGGAAGGGUCUUUGGCAUUGGGCGACAGCAGGUCACUGUGGACGAGGUGUUGGCGGAAGGUGGAUUUGCUAUCGUGUUUCUGGUGAGGACAAGCAAUGGAAUGAAAUGUGCCUUGAAACGCAUGUUUGUCAACAAUGAGCAUGAUCUCCAGGUGUGCAAGAGAGAAAUCCAGAUAAUGAGAGACCUGUCGGGGCACAAGAACAUUGUGGGCUACAUUGACUCCAGUAUCAACAACGUGAGCAGUGGUGAUGUAUGGGAAGUGCUCAUUCUGAUGGACUUCUGUAGGGGAGGCCAGGUGGUCAACUUAAUGAAUCAGCGCCUGCAGACAGGUUUUACAGAGAAUGAAGUGCUCCAGAUAUUUUGUGACACCUGUGAAGCCGUUGCCCGCCUGCACCAGUGCAAAACUCCUAUUAUCCACCGUGACCUGAAGGUUGAAAAUAUCCUCUUGCAUGACCGAGGCCACUACGUCCUGUGUGACUUUGGAAGCGCCACCAACAAAUUUCAGAAUCCACAAACUGAGGGAGUCAAUGCAGUAGAAGAUGAGAUUAAGAAAUACACAACGCUGUCCUAUCGAGCACCAGAAAUGGUCAACCUGUACAGUGGCAAAAUCAUCACUACGAAGGCAGACAUUUGGGCUCUUGGAUGUUUGUUGUAUAAAUUAUGCUACUUCACUUUGCCAUUUGGAGAGAGUCAGGUGGCAAUUUGUGACGGAAACUUCACAAUUCCUGAUAACUCUCGAUAUUCCCAAGACAUGCACUGCCUAAUUAGGUAUAUGUUGGAACCAGACCCUGACAAAAGGCCAGAUAUUUACCAGGUGUCCUACUUCUCAUUCAAACUACUCAAGAAAGAAUGCCCAAUUCCUAAUGUACAGAACUCUCCCAUUCCUGCAAAGCUUCCUGAACCAGUGAAAGCCAGUGAGGCAGCUGCAAAAAAGACCCAGCCAAAGGCCAGACUGACAGAUCCCAUUCCCACAACAGAGACUUCAAUUGCACCACGUCAGAGGCCUAAGGCUGGGCAGACUCAGCCAAACCCAGGAAUCCUUCCCAUCCAGCCAGCUUUGACACCUCGAAAGAGGGCCACAGUUCAGCCCCUGCCCCAGGUUGCAGGAUCCAGCAAUCAGUCUGGCCUUUUAGCCAGUGUUCCCCAACCCAAAACCCAGCCCCAACCCAGCCAGCCUCUACCGCAGUCUCAGCCCAAGCAGCCACAGGCUCCACCCACCCCACAGCAGACGCCUCCCACUCCAGCCCAGGCUCUGCCCACUCCAGCCCAGGCCACCCCCCAGCACCAGCAGCAACUCUUCCUCAAGCAGCAACAGCAGCCACAGCCACAGCAGCAGCAGCCACCGCCAUCUUCCCAGCAGCCUGCAGGCACGUUUUACCAGCAGCAGCAGCAGCAGCAGCAGGCUCAGCAGGCUCAACAGUUUCAGGCAGUACACCCAGCAGCCCAGCAACCAGCAAUUGCCCAGUUCCCUGUGGUGUCCCAAGGAGGCUCUCAACAGCAGCUGAUACAGAACUUCUACCAGCAACAACAGCAGCAGCAGCAGCAGCAGCAGCAGCAGCAGCAGCUGGCCACGACCCUGCAUCAGCAGCAGCUGCUGACUCAGCAGGCCGCCCUGCAGCAGAAGAGUGCUGUGGCAGCAGCACAGCAGCCCCAGACACAGCCGGCCGCAGCCCCACAGCCACCACCGGCCCAGGAGCCAGCGCAGAUUCAAGCCCCAGUAAGACAACAGCCAAAGGUUCAAACAACCCCACCUCCUGCCGUCCAGGGACAGAAACUCGGAUCUCUCACUCCUCCAUCAUCCCCCAAGACCCAGCGUGCUGGGCACAGGCGGAUUCUCAGUGACGUAACCCAUAGUGCGGUCUUCGGGGUCCCUGCCAGCAAAUCAACCCAGCUGCUCCAGGCAGCUGCAGCUGAGGCCAGCCUCAAUAAGUCCAAGGGUGGGAACCUACCUAGGUCUGCAACCACCACUCCAUCAGGCUCUCCUCGGACCUCCCAGCAAAAUGUUUAUAAUGCUUCAGAAGGUUCUACGUGGAAUCCCUUCGAUGACGACAAUUUCUCCAAACUCACCGCUGAAGAACUACUGAACAAGGACUUUGCCAAGCUGGGGGAAGGCAAACAUCCUGAGAAGCUUGGAGGCUCAGCUGAGAGUUUGAUCCCAGGCUUUCAACCAACUCAAGGUGAUGCCUUUGCCACUCCCUCAUUUUCUGCUGGAACAGCUGAAAAAAGGAAGGGUGGGCAGACUGUGGACUCUAGCCUCCCACUUCUAAGUGUAUCUGAUCCUUUUAUCCCUCUUCAAGUACCUGAUGCACCAGAAAAACUAAUUGAGGGACUCAAAUCUCCUGACACUUCUCUCCUGCUCCCUGACCUCUUGCCUAUGACAGACCCUUUUGGUAGCACUUCCGAUGCUGUAAUUGAAAAAGCCGAUGUUGCUGUUGAGAGUCUCAUACCGGGACUGGAGCCCCCAGUACCCCAGCGCCUUCCAUCCCAGACGGAAUCUGUGACCUCGAACCGCACAGAUUCUCUCACCGGGGAAGAUUCCCUGAUUGAUUGCUCCUUGCUUUCUAACCCUACUACUGACCUGCUGGAAGAGUUUGCCCCCAUAGCGAUAUCCGCUCCAGCCCAUAAAGCUGCAGAAGAUAGUAAUCUCAUCUCAGGUUUUGAUGUCCCUGAGGGCUCGGACAAGGUGGCAGAAGAUGAGUUUGACCCUAUUCCUGUAUUGAUAACCAAAAACCCACAAGGUGGGCACUCUAGAAACAGCAGUGGGAGCUCUGAGUCCAGUCUUCCCAACCUAGCCAGGUCUUUACUGCUGGUGGAUCAGCUCAUAGACCUGUAGCCGUGACCCAGUAGCAGAUGCAGUUCUGUAACCUUCAUACCGUAAUAUACAUUUUCAUUACGGAGUUAUAAGAAAAAUGAUUUUUUUAAAAAUCUGCUAAUAAGGGGCCCUCCAGCCCUUAUCUCCUACCCCUUGCCUUCUCCUGUAGAAAUGAUAAGGAAAGAAAAUCUCUUUGGCCCUCCAGAUAUUCCUUGGCCAGUUCCUCCCUGUUAGUUUGCUGUGUUUUCUCAUUACCCCUCUUCAAUAGCAUUAUCUUAAAUCAAGCGCUAGAUGCCAUGAGCUUCACCUCUGCUGGAAUCAACUCCACCAAAAGCUUAACUGUAACUGAAACUAGUGAACUGACACCUUUGUCUCAUUCUUGCUAGGAAUGGCCUCCCACACCAGUCCUCCCAACCCCUGUCUCCUUUGGCCAGAUGCUGAUGAAUGUGUUUCUCUGUUUUUGCUUUUUACGCUGCUGCAUUAUCAUGAGGACAUGGCUUCUUCAGUUGGUCUUAACUCUAGGCAGUAGCCUGGAGAUGAGUGUGUGAUUUAAGAGAGGGUAAAACUGACUGACGGAUGGGAUAUGUUUGAAAAGAGAAAUUGAGCCCAGCUCUAGCCAACCAGCUUUGACCUUGUUUGAUCAUAGACUUAGCCAAGGGAUUUUACACCCCAUGCAACCUGCCCAGCAUUCAUCCAGCAUUCUGGCUUCCAUUGAACCGUGAUUUCUCAGAUCUGGAGACGUGACUGCAAGUACUUGAGAUCCUUGGAUAAAAUGUGUACAUUAUAUAAAACCCAAGUAUUGCCAUUCCUUUUCAUGUUAACUGUCCCAAGCCGGGAUCUCAGAAUUAGACCAAAACAAGACAAUGGUGGUAAUAUGAUACCUUUUAUUAGAAGACUUUUCACUGGGGGGUGGAUGGGGGAGGGGAAGGAAUUGUAGCAGAAACAGAUGUAUUUUUCUUGUGAUUUUUAUUUUGAAUCAAAUAUUGUAAAUUGUGUAUAAAUGAAGACGCUGAAUAGUUCUGUUUCCACUUGGCGUUUCAAGUCUGAUAUCAGGUGUCUGUACAGGGUUUUGACCUCUUUCCCUUGUAUAACUACACAGCAAUCCUACAGUGUAACAUAUGGAAUCAUUUUGAGUAGACUUGUGUGUUGCUUUAAGCUUUCAGCAGGUCCUCUGUCUUUGUAGAAUAAGCAUGUUGUUUAUUUUCAGAUAAUCAGAAAUAAGUGUGCCUACAAGCUGGGCACAAUUUGACUCUGGCUACUUACCUUUCUUUCUCUCUGAUGUUGGAACUGAAGGAUGCAGCCAAUGAAAUAUGUUCAGUUGGUUUUCCUUGGCUUCCUAGAUUAAAAAACAAAACAAAGCGUAGUUCCUCACUAACCUUAGAAUAUUGUUCAUAAAAUAAAUAAAGGACCCUGCACUGACAUGACAACAUGCCUCAUGGUCACCCUCUGUAUAUGUACUUACUCAUUGAAGUGUAUCUUUUUUUCCUUACAUAGAAAGCAAUUUUAUAAAAUUGCCCUUUUGAAAAAGAGGUGGGCACAGAGCAACCCGCUGUGGUUCUCUUCCUCGAGUGCCGUUUUCCAUGAUCAGAAGGGAAACUCUUAGUUGAUCAGAUUUGUACAAAUAAAAUUCCAAGCCCACUUGCCUGUUUCUCUAUCUAGUACUUUUGUUUCUCCUUCCUCACGUUUGCACUUUAUUGUGGUGGGGGGGGGAGGGGGGAGGGAGUUGAGCAGCAACAACAGCCUGCAAAACACUGCACUUUAGAGGUCAAGCUUUGACCCCAGAAAUGUGAGAGCAGCCUUUGAAGGGCAGCGGAGGAAAAGUCUGAAUCUUUUCAGUCUUCCUCCUGACUUUAAAUACUUCCUGUGCCAGCUGAAACUAGAUGAGCUAAGUAAAGCCCUCUAUUAGGAUAAUGGAUCAUUUCCAAAAUUGAGGGAGGCACCACCUUCCUGCUGAAGAUAAAAAAAAAAAAAAAAGAUAUCCUUGAAGAGCUCUCCAUGAUUGGAUAGCAGUGAAAAUGGGACUCGGUUUGCACCUUUGUGGACAGGAAUAUUACUGAAGAUCAAAACUGUAUUCUUUUUCCUGGACAUAGAAAGAAUGUAUAAUCUAAUGAAGGAAAUGUUUAUUUUUAAAUAAGAACAAUGUUUUAUGCCUAUGUUUUCCAAUUUGAUUUUUUUCAUACAUAUACAUGUUAGAAAUAUAAUGAAAUAUCUAGUUUCUCAAUUUAAUUGAAACCAUGAAGAGUACAGUUUAGAAAUUAGGUAUCUCUAAAUUGUUCCUUUCAUGUAUUACCCGUAAUCACAUUGAGAUAUAUUAUCUAGUCAUCUGGCUCAAUAAAGCUUAAUGGAGACUGUUAAUGAAAAUGAACAGACUAGCAGCCAGAGACUGGAUGGAGGAAGUCUGAGGGAGAUAAUGACAUGAAAUCAUCUUGGGUUUGUUCUUUAGGAAUGGGGCCUCAUAGAGAAGAACUAUUUUUCUGCUAAGGUAUCCAUGUGAGUGACUCAGCAAAUGGGACCUCCCUUAGUUUAUAGCUUCAUCCCUAAGCUAAAAGGGUUUAUUUGAUAUGAGUGAGGUAUGCUGAUAACUGGUAGACAUACGAACUCCACAAGAGGGAUCGGAGAGACCAGUCUCUAGUCCAUCCACUUCAUUUCACAUGGAACUGGAGGCCGGGCCAGCUGAAGAGGCCUGGGCAGGACAGGCCAGGUCACCUGGGAUCUCUCCCUGACCUUUUCCGGUCACUGGCCAAGCAGCCUUCAGCAGGCUCUUCACUUCUAAGAGCUAUUGUUCCUUUUUUAUACAAUGAUGGGUUUGGACUAGAUGGUCUUUAAGCUUAUGGAAUUCUAGACUUCUACGUACAUACUGUUAUGCUUUGGAAGGACUAUGAAGGAUUUGUAUAAUCUGGAUGUUCUUCAGUUACCUUCUGUAGUUCUUACUGUUACUGUAGCAGUAUUUACAUUUUAGAGAAUUAUAAUGGACUUUUUACUAACUUGGGUUGCUCUUUCUUGGUUAACUGAAUAGAAGCCUGCAUUACUGGACAGUUUGGGACAUAGAUUCUUUUUUUUAAUAUUACUCACACACCCCUACCUAUUCCAACAAAACAGUGUCAGAAGAUUUCAAUUCUUUUAAAACAUAAAAUCAGUGAUCUGACACUUAAAAAUGGGCAGAUACUAUAAGCAUAUGUUUCUGAUUUGCUUUAAUCCAACUGUGUAAGAGUAGUAACUAUACCAGAACACAUAACAAAUUGUUGGCGUUUUUUUUUUUUUUCUUUAAAGCAUUCAAAUAACUAGAUCACCAAAUUCAGGUCCCAGUGUUUCUAAAAACACGGGACUCGGAGGAGAUAAGGUUUAAAUAGACACUUCUAACUAUGAUCAUAAUUAAUGACUUCUUUAGCAGACAUACCAGAAUUUUGACAGCUAAUUGAGUGUUGUUCCAUUCAAAGGCAUCUGGUUUUACUUGGGAAGCUAAUACUUACUCUAAUGAUGCUGCCAUCAUUUAAGUUAUUUUUGAAACUCCUCUCUUUAGAAAUACCAUCAAGGAAGGUAAUAAGGUAUAGGAAAAUCAGUUGAAUUAUUAUCCAUUUAGUAUUGCUUUCAGCAUCUGGAAGCAUCUCUUUCUUGAUCUUUUUCCAUGACUCCUGGUUUAGGGUAACAUUUAGCAAAAUCACCCACCCACCUCCGAUGAAAUGUGGUUACUAUUAAAGACAGUAAAAGGAAUAAUCCACAGAAAAUUCCCAGAGAGGAGCUUAUAAUGGAAAGCGACAACUAUCAUUCUUAAUUUCCUUGAUCCUCUGAAUAAGGGAACUUCCAUAAUUUCACCUGUCUUUAGUAGUUUAGAAAAUGGAAAGAUGUGGAUUUUAAAAUACCUCCGAAAGAGGUUGUCACUUUGUUCAGUGUCAUUUGAUACUGGACUUGGCUCUUUCUGAAGUAGAAUUAUAGAACUUGGAUUGCUAAUAAUUACAGGGAAACAAACUCGAGAAAAAUUUUCUCAAGAUGAAAUCAUUAGUUUUGUUUAUAAUACUCUUUUCCUGCUCUGCUGACAGGUAAUUGAUCAUUUUGAUUCGAACUAACAGUUUUCCCCAAGUCAGGAACAGUCUGCCUUCAGCAAUUGUAUGGGAAGGGGAGGACCUUCUGGGUUGACCUCAGCCCAGAAGUAUGGAGGGAUCUGAGUUCACCUGAAUAAAUGCACACUAUAGGUAUCUUGGGCCAAAGUAAAGUCUCCCAUGAUGAUGUUUGUCUAAAUUUCCAGGAGUCUUUAACAUUCUCUGACUGUAAGAUUACCAGGCUCGUGUAGCCACUAACUUAGUUUGGGGACAAAAAUGAUAGGAUUGCCCAAAGUACUGAAUUAAGUGAAUUAGAGGCUGCCGGGCAGAACAGAGAUACUAGCAGAGGGAUAUUUAAAAUGAAAUCUUUACUGAAACACUCCAGAUAAUAUAAAACUGUCUUUUAUUCCUCUCUAGAGACUAUAAUUUUACCAACACAAAGUUAGUCUUUUCAUUUUCCACCCUAGUCAUGUUCCUGAAGUUGGAUGUACUUGGGUUUCUUGAGUCAAAAUGAAUCCCAGAUGGCCUCCAUUUCAAAUAAUCUGUAACAAGAUACUACUUUGUUUAUCCCGGGUUUCCUUUCACCAAGGUGGAGGAAGGAGUUUCUUUGGGUAAUGCUAACUUAUGCAGAGUUGCCAAAUGGUGGUAGUUGCUUGAAUGGAAGACACUUCCUUGGUUCCCACUUUGAUGGUAGUAUCCUGACCUUACUCUUCUUCCUGUGAGUAUUCUGCUCUACCCUAUUGCACCUCCCCCCCCUCCCCCUGCCUUAUCACAUGGUUGUAUAUUUACCACAGGUCUUUAUCAUGUCCUCCUUAAGAAGACAAAGCAAACAGGUACACGAAGCUACCUUGUACAGUAAAAAUAUGAAAUUUAAACACUGCUACGCAAAUAUUGUAUAAAAAAAGUCUGUAAACAAUUUAUUAUGUAAACAUACAGGGGAAUAAAGACUUAUCUGUUCAACCAGGAGCCUGAUGUUCACAGAUGUAAAUAACUUAAAAUAGCUGCUGUUUUCCUAAUCUGAAAACCUACUUUUGCACAAAGGAUUUAAACCCAUUGUUGAGUGGCAGUAAGUAGCUGUGCACAAGGAAAGUGCGGACACCUGCUGAGGACAUUUUAAUGAGUCAUGGCUACCAUGGAGUCAGGGAGAAUAAAACCCUCGUGAGCCUGCAUUUGAUAUGACGAGAUGCGGGUUUGAAAACGGAGCACAGAUUUGCAGCUAUCCUCCUCUAAUUUAAUCUUUAAUAUACCCAGGCCAGUUUAAUUAAACAUUUUAUGUUGGCAACAGCAGCUUUAUGCCCAGGGAGAAAUCUCAUUUAAUUGCUCCACUGGCUUGAGAGGCACGGCAUCACUGGCCCAUGCUGGCUCCCAUCAAAUCCCUAUUCCCCAGUCAUGGGUCUUAAUGCCACUGCACAACAUAUGGUAGAACCCUUAAUUUUAUUAUCGAAGCUAAAAGGUCGUGGAAAUUAUUAAUUUGAUGUACACCUCUUGAUUCCCUGAUUUGGCUCCAAGAGUGUGACUUUCAAUUGGCGCUGCAUUUCUGACGUUCUUAUGAAGGGAUAUUUUGCUUUCUAUUUGCUAAAUGUAUGAGAAGGUUUCUCAGUACUCCCCAAGUCUUCAUUCUUCCAUUUUUAGCAAGAAUUAGGUCUUUGAUACUCCCUGUACCUGUUAUUUCAGUUUGUAGUAUGGAGGAAAGAAAAAUUCUGGAUUGUGUGUGAUAUAUUGCACUAAAGAGUAUCCAGCCUAAAAUUUAAGUCUUCAGAUUUUGAUUUUUUUGAAAGCACUCUGAUGACCCUCUCACUAUGUUCAUCAGAUAAAAUUCCGAGGGUAAACGUACCCCAAAUCACUCAACACUGAUGGUUGCUUUGGAAGUUAAUAGGCAGUUAGUGAGGAGAGUUGCUAAGUCAUCAGAUACUUUUGGGGACUUCUUUCCUACUCUGUCAAGCAUAUGAACUCUUAGGGAAAUCUAUACAAUUUGGAGCCUCAAAAUAGACUAAAAUGGCAUUAUCCCUGAUAGAAGUUUCAAAAAGUGUGCUUAGCCUUAACUUUGCACACAGCCCUACAUGAGAGCAAGAAAAAGAAGCGUGUCUUGCCUUCUUGCUUAAUUUAACACACAAAACCACAGUGAAAAGAGACAUAACACAGUUUGAGGGAAUGAGAACAAAAUGCCCUACUUUAGGCUUUAUGAUAUGAAAGACCCUUGAGCAGACUGUAGGACCAUGUCCUGGAUUUAAGCCCUCCGCCCCUCAGGGACAACGGGCUAACUUCAUUGAGCUCUGUGGUCAUGGGGCAUCUGCUAUGCGUGGUUGGUUACCAGAGGAACGGGGCCAAGACAUGAGGUUAAAUUAGUGCAAAUCCUUCAUUGCUAGUAGCCAGACCUCUGCAAACAUGUUUUCCUAAUAGUGCAAGGCCAUCCUCAUCUACAAGGACUGUUCACCUUGAAAACAUGUGCUUUCCCUACCCCACUAGAACACACUCAUAUUCCAGAAAGAACCUGUAACUGCCAACAAGACUUAAUGUCCAUCUUCUGCUCACAGUUAUUUAGAACCUCUCCUUCUCUUGACCAUUUUGUUUCUUGCGCUGAGAGAGCGUGGAUAUCUGUGCAUCCCCAAACCCACCGGCAUUCUUUGGUCUCCAGAAUGCCCGGCUUGGAGAGCUGCAAAGGGUAGUUGCUCUCUGCUGUAGUCACACCACACCUUCUCUAAAAAAGAAUGAAGAGGUUAAGAGACUUGGCCUUCUCAAGAAAAUCCUUUAAAUUAGUUUUCCAACCCUAGAAGGCAGAAGAAUGCUGAAAAAUAGAAAUGGAUCUGGCCUUGUUUUGAAGAACAGGAAGUAAGUUUUCCCUGCAAACUCAAUGUUAUAGGGGUUUUGUGACUGUGCUUGUGAAUUUUUAAAAGUUCUUGAAGUUUUAGGUGUAGUUUUCCUAUUACCAUCAAAAUCCUAGAAUAUGCUAGUGUGCCAGGUUUCCAGUCGACCAAGAACCCACUUUUUAAGUAAUCUAGAAAGGUUAAGCAUGUUCUUCCAUCCCGUCCAGCUCUGGAUGUGGGCAUCUCUACUUGGUACCUGAUAGUUCUUGAAAUGUAAUCUAAGACCGCAGGCAUCCGAAGUGCCCCUGGUUCUAUAGGUAGCUGCUUUUUGGCAUUCUCUACACACAAACUGAUCUGACUGAAUUCAAUUUAAAUUUCCCCAAAACACCAACUCCUGUCAAACUGUUCAGUUUUCAUUAUUGAUGGCUAUGAUGCCAUUAUUAGCUUGACCAUGCAAGAAAGAAGGUGUUCCGUUUACUUCCUGUCAGCUGACUAAUGCUUUCAAGUCACCUUGUAGGUACACAUACUAAAGCUGUCGCUCAAAGAAAAAACUUAUCCUCUUCAAAAUCAUAUUCUUCAAACACUACUCAGAAAGCCAUUUGGCACCAGUACAGAAUUUUACUUAAAGAUUCUAAUCAGGAAUUCACUGAAUGCAUUUGAACUCUUAGAAAAUGAGGGGGGCACCCACCUUUUUUUUCUUUCUGAAAACGGUAUUUAAGGUCAGAGCUGUUUAAAAAGAAGCACUGCUAAAAAGUUAAUAGAAUUCCGAGAAACGAGUAUUUUUGUACCGUAUCUUCUAAAAUGUUCCAAUCUCUCUCUACAUCUCUUUGCAUACAAUGUAAUGCCUCUAAGUGACUGGUUUCCCAAUAAACUGAUUUUGAUGCCGCU
This is a messenger RNA of Felis catus (domestic cat), 11086 nucleotides long. It is a transcript of the gene AAK1, whose product is annotated as AP2 associated kinase 1. The record is from RefSeq and is a predicted model, not a curated record. Lineage: Eukaryota; Metazoa; Chordata; Mammalia; Carnivora; Felidae. The transcript has 22 exons. Gene Ontology annotation, molecular function: ATP binding; protein kinase activity. The coding region runs from base 442 to 3378 and encodes 978 amino acids. Gene Ontology annotation, biological process: protein phosphorylation.